UUAAAUCUGGAACUCGAUCCUCCAUCUUGCGUAGUUGUGAUACUUUAAGCGCGAGGACAAGAUGGAGAACACGCUUUUCGAGAAUGUUAAGAAGCUUUACGAUCACAAACGCUACGAGUCCGUGAUUCCAUUGGCCAAAUUGCUAAGGACGGCGAUGAAGAAUGAUCGCAAUGUAGCCACUCUGGAGAUGGAGUACCAGGUGCAGCUGUACCUUAGCAUAUCCGAGUACAAACAACGCCAAUUUCGAGCCUCGCUGCGACACUUAAGAACCUGAUCCACCAGCGAAAAUUGAUGGUGCGCCACAAAAACGCCUGUUUGUUGGCCAUCGAGAGCGCCUAUCCGGAGUUUGGGGACAUCGAAGUGCGUCGCGGAGGGGCCGAGUGUUAUCGUUAAAUCGGUAACCCCGGAAUGGCCACAGCCACCUUGCUGCAGAUUCCGGUCAAGUUGCGUACGCCGAGGGUCAACCUGAUGCUGGCCAGACUGCAGCAUCCAGGCAAUGGCAAUGGAUCGGGGUGCGCCAACAAGGCGGCAGCCCUGUUUGCCUACAUAGAGGUCGUCCGCGAGUGUCCCAUGGCCCUCCAGGUGAUCGAGGAGCUUCUCGAGCUGAAAGCUGAUGGCAACGAGGUCAACUCGCUGGUGCUGCACGGUAAUACUCUUAGCUGAGACUACCACCUGACUUGGCCUUAAAUAUUUGUGUUCUAAAAUUCAAAUAUAGGCCUUAUUCCAUAACUAAUCUGUUCCCUAACUAUGUGUCAUCUUAAAAUGUUUCUUGGUCAUCUCACCAUUUUCCCUAUUAGCUGCCACUCCUUGAAUCCUCAUCACCGGCAGCCAGGUCAGGUCAAGAUGGCGACGGCGAUGGAGCUGUUUGGCACGAUGUUGAUACGGAUAUCAAUUAUGAUGGUCAUUGAGUAGGGCCACUUAAGUCGAAGAUCUCUUACGUUUUUAUUUAUGUCAAUUGUUCUAAUAAGCAAUCAAGUUUGUUACUAAAUUAUGAAGUGUAGUUUAAGUAUUAUUUGCCUUUUGUUUGAAAAGAAUGUUAUGUCGAGGUACAAUAAAUAUGAAUACUGAAAAA
This is a messenger RNA of Drosophila ficusphila, 1072 nucleotides long. RefSeq names its product anaphase-promoting complex subunit 7 (gene APC7). The record is from RefSeq and is a predicted model, not a curated record. Lineage: Eukaryota; Metazoa; Arthropoda; Insecta; Diptera; Drosophilidae. The transcript has 2 exons. Bases 409 to 663 code for a protein of 84 amino acids.